Molecule: messenger RNA, 1592 nt
Organism: Arabidopsis arenosa
Lineage: Eukaryota; Viridiplantae; Streptophyta; Magnoliopsida; Brassicales; Brassicaceae
Source: the annotation of a GenBank genome assembly
CCACCUUCUCUCCAAUCUGGAUCUGGUUCUUCUUCUUGGUCUCUUCUUCAUCUCUUCGGAGCUUAUCUCGAAUUGUUCUCCGUUCAUUUGUUACGGUGGAGAUGACAUCGGAUCACCGCGACGCUGAUUUCUCUCUGGAAUCGCCGGAUCCGGAGGAAGGAGGUGUAGGAGACGGAGGAGAAUCUGAUACUGACGAUGAUUUGCGUGACAACGAUGAUGUUGUUAUGCCGGAAACGAACGAAGCCGAAGCUGAAGACGACGAUCCCGAAGAGGAAGAUCUCAAUUCUCCGUCUACAUCAUCACUCGCCAUGGUUUCUACGAUCUCGGCGACUGCUGUUGUUUCCGGGAAGCCGACGGCGACUUCCUCUACAGGCGCCGUGACUGUUGCUCUUCCGGCUGGAUCAGCCGUCCCUGUCUCUGUGAUUCCCGUUGAUUCCGAUCCGAAAUGGCACCGUAUGACGGAGAUCGUUCAUCAGAGACCUCCGAUCGAUGAUUCUAGACGCCUGUUCCAGAGGCUGUGGACGGAUGAAGACGAGAUCGAGCUUCUUCGUGGUUUCCUCGAUUACAUGACGACGCACCGAGGAAGCAGCUCGCAUCCGCCGGAUACGGCGCCGUUUUAUGAGCAGAUAAAGUCAAAACUUCAGCUGGAUUUCAACAAGAACCAGCUCGUGGAGAAGCUUCGGCGAUUGAAGAAGAAGUACAGGAAUGUGAUGAGCAAGAUCAGCUCUGGUAAAGAGGUAUUCUUCAAGAGCCCUCAUGAUCAGUCUACUUUCGAGAUUUCUAGGAAAAUCUGGAAUCAAACUGGGAAAAUCAUAGGGUUUGAAGACAAUAAUGUAAUGGAUUUCGAAGAAACCAAUAACCAUCAUAACACCAAUGGUAACUACUCAACCUUUAACAGCCCUAGUUCUAAUCCUACUCUGGAGCUCGAUUCCGAAAACGGAGUCGAGAAGAAAUUGACAAUGAGUAGCAGUAGCGUGUCAAGAAAACGAUCACGAUCAAGAAUUGGGAAGAUUGAGGAAGACAACAAACCCGUCAUCACUCCAUCUGAUGGGCAGAUACCAAAUGCAGCUAGCAAUGUUAACCUCAACGAAACCGCAGCUGCUGUUGGUAUUGGAGGAAAUCUCGGGGUUUUGAUCGAAGAGACUGUGAAAAACUGCGUCUCUCCUGUGAUCAAGGAGAUGAUGAAUGGGACAACAAGUAUGAUGAUGGCUGCAAUGGGAGGAGGGUUUCCAGGUGGUGGUGGUGGUCAUGGCUUUGGUUCGCUAAGCCCCAUGUUUACACGGCCGCUCAAUUUCGGUUUUGGUGUAGAAGGGGGAGGAAACAAGGCGGUGGCAGAUGAGCGGUGGAGGAAACAACAGAUUCUGGAGCUGGAAGUGUAUUCAAGGAGAUUAGACUUGGUUCAAGAGCAGAUUAGAACAACAUUGAACGAGUUAAAGACGAUGCCGAGUGGUGUAUGAUGAAGAGCAAGAAGAAUAAGACAAGAAAUAACCAGUUAGGUUGAUAUUUGAUAUCUCUGAGUUAACCUUCUGGUGUGUGGGUGAGUAUAGUAAGAGAUUUGAAUCUUUUUUAAGUUAUAAAUUGCUAAGGUAUUG